UUCAGGGUCUCCCAAGUCUGCAGUAUCUCAUAUUGGAGGGAUAUCAGUAUGGUGAAGCACGAGAGUGCUGUCAUGCCUCGGGGUCCUGUUGUUCAUGCUGGCGGUGCUGCUCCACAACCUGGCUGGUCACUACCUCCUCCCCCUCUACCACAUCACCCUGGGCUGGCUGUCUGAGGCCAUGCGCUCCAACAGCAGACGGCGCUACCACUAUGAUGCGUUCGUGUCCUACAGCGGAAAGGACGAGCGCUGGGUGGUGGAGGAGCUGCUGCCCAACCUGGAGCAGAGAGGACCUCCUUUCCUGCGCCUCUGUCUGCACAGCAGGGACUUCCAGCUGGGGAAGGACAUCGUGGAGAACAUCACAGAGAGCCUCUACCGGAGCCGUCACACCCUCUGCCUGGUCAGCCGCCACUACCUCCACAGCAACUGGUGCUCCCUGGAGAUGAGGCUGGCCACCUGCCGUCUGCAGGCCGAGCACAGGGACGUGCUCAUCCUGGUCUUCCUGGAGAAGAUCUCCCUUCGCCGGCUGUCCGUCCAUCACAGGCUGGCACGGCUGGUAAAGACUAGGACCUAUCUAGACUGGCCCCAGGAACCAGGUCAGCAAGAGGCCUUCUGGGUCAAACUGUGGACUAAACUGAAACCUCCAACCCAAGACUGACAUUUCCAGGGUUACUUUUCAAAUCAACUACUGUUUUGGGGGUUAGGGGGUUGGGUUAGUGUUAGGGAUGAGGGCAACAAGCAGGGUAUUACAUUGGUAGGAUAUUAGCUAGGUCCUACAUUUGUCGUGAUUUUAUAUCACGUUGUUUGAAAAACACAACUUUUAUGACCCUGACACUAACCCUUUCCCAGAUCAAGUUUGUGACAAUAAUUUUUUGUUUUGUUUUACAGCCUUAAGAUUUCGGACUGAACUCUGAUUAGUCCUGUGUUUUGCAUUGUUGCUUUUACAUGUAUUGUUAAGUGAUUGUUGUUAUUAAUUGAAUUGCUGCUUCCUGCUCGAUAUAU
Molecule: messenger RNA, 999 nt
Organism: Hypomesus transpacificus
Lineage: Eukaryota; Metazoa; Chordata; Actinopteri; Osmeriformes; Osmeridae
Product: toll-like receptor 13
Exons: 2
Coding region: 95-655 (186 amino acids)
Biological process (GO): inflammatory response; immune response; toll-like receptor signaling pathway
Cellular component (GO): membrane
Molecular function (GO): transmembrane signaling receptor activity
Source: RefSeq, a predicted model, not a curated record